AUGAAGUCUCUCCUGUUCGCAACCGGCGCGCUGGCCAGCGUGAGCCUGGCAUCCGCAAAAGUCAAUCUACCAAAUGGAUGGUUCACAAUUGCUCCGGAAGAGAAGAUCGAGCCACAGGAGUUCCAUGGCAAACCACGGUAUCUCACAUGGAUGGCCGACUCCCAGAUCAAACACGGUGUUGAGCCAACCACUGCAUAUACCGUCUCGUCCUAUCUCUCGGGAAUCCUACGUGCAUACGACCGUACCCAUGAUGAGAAGUACAGAAACUAUGUGAAGCAUCAUACCGACUAUGUGCUCUACCCAGCAUGGAAUGGAGAAGAUAUCCUCUUGCACAACAACAGCAACUCAAUUGAUGACAUUCGCUUCGGUCAUACUUUCCUAGACAUGUACAACCUCACAGACGGCAAUGAGAUCUACAAGAAAGCAGCACAAGUCUUGCGUGACCAGAUCGAUCGCACUUUCCGCACACCAGAUGGCGGUUUCUACCAUCGCUACCCAGUCUACAUUGAUCAGAUGUGGCUGGACGGCAUCUUCAUGCUUGACGUCUUCUAUGCACGCUGGACCCAUGAGUUCGAGCCUGACAACACCACCGCAUGGGACGACAUUGCCCUUCAAUUCGAUCUGAUUGACGCUGGAACUACCGUGGACCGAAACCGUACCAAUGGCCUACCUGUCCACGGUUUCGAUGUCAGCAAGAAGUCAAUCUGGGCGAACAACCAGACUGGUGCCGCACCGCACGUUUGGGGUCGUGCUGUAGGAUGGUACAUCAUGGCGCUUGUCGACACUCUCGACUACUUCCCUGAGACCCACCCAGGACGCGCACGCUUGUUGAAGUAUCUCCACUCUCUUGCAGAUGCCAUUGUUGCCGCACAGGACCCCGUAUACAAGGGCUGGUACAAUGUCAUGGACCCUGGUUUUGAGUCCAGGUCUGGUAACUACAUUGAGAGUUCGGGAUCCGCCAUGUUCGUUUACGGUCUAAUGAAGAGUUUGCGCAUGGGAUACGUCCAGGGCGACAAGUAUCUCAACGCAGCACUCAGCGGAUAUGAGCUUAUGACGGAGACAUUUUCAAGCAAGCGUGAUAGUGAUGGUGCCUUGGUCUGGGGAUGGACCGCUCAGACUGGUAGCUUGAGCUCCAAUGGCACUUUUGAGUACUACGCAAGCGUACCACUUUUCGAGAAUGAUCUUAAGGGCGUGUCUCCUUUCCUGUACUCGAGUUACGAGUAUGAAUUGUACAUGGAGGCACAGCAGUAG
Plenodomus lingam JN3 is the source of this 1251-nucleotide messenger RNA. RefSeq lists its product as uncharacterized. The record is from RefSeq and is a predicted model, not a curated record. Gene Ontology annotation, biological process: carbohydrate metabolic process. NCBI's taxonomy places the organism in Eukaryota, Fungi, Ascomycota, Dothideomycetes, Pleosporales, Leptosphaeriaceae.